CCUUAUUAACACCCCAUUUCUUCUCUUUCUCUCUCCUUUGUCCCCAAACAAAACACCUCUUCAGUCUUCACCAUUUUCUCUCUCUUUCUCACACACUUUGCGUCAAUUCUCAGUACCCCUUUUUCCCUUUCGAUUUUAUUCUCCAAUUAUGACGAUUGGUUCUGCAGGAUCUAGCGUCGUCGUUCCCAGAAACUUCAGGUUGCUGGAAGAACUUGAACGUGGUGAGAAAGGGAUUGGAGAUGGGAGUGUCAGCUAUGGGAUGGAUGACAGUGAUGAUAUUUACAUGCGCUCUUGGACGGGAACUAUCAUUGGCCCUCACAACAGUGUACAUGAAGGCCGCAUUUAUCAGUUGAAGCUUUUUUGUGACAAAGAUUAUCCAGAGAAACCUCCAACUGUUCGCUUCCACACAAGGGUCAACAUGACUUGUGUGAAUCCUGAGAGUGGAAUGGUUGAACCAAAGAAGUUUGGAAUGCUGGUUAAUUGGCAGAGAGAGUACACUAUGGAGGACAUUCUGACUCAGCUGAGGAAAGAAAUGGCUGCACCCCACAACCGGAAACUUGUUCAACCUCCAGAAGGGACCUAUUUCUAGUUGAACCUACUUGUUUAGGACACCCCUUCUUAACAAGUUGGGCGUCCUGAAACAAAAGAACCUGAAUGGCCUUAUAAUUCAGUACAUAGUUUAAUUAUGUCUGCUCUUGAUAUGGAAAUAUUGAAGGAAAAAAGUCCCAAUAUUGCAUGCUGAUUGAUUUCUUCAAUCGGAUUCCUUAGUGUGUGUUCUUGUAAAACAGCUUUUUAACUUUGAGACUUGAAAAUGAAAAUUCUAGUCAACUGAGCCACUAGUGUCUGUAAUCUGUAUGGUUAGCUGCUGAGCGAAGUGGUUAAUUGCCGGCUUGCUGAAAUAAUUGAUUUACUGUUUUUGAUGCCAUAGUAUGCUUAUGUGAUUCUAGCUCUUUCCACUCUUAAAAACUGUUGACCAUGUCUGUCUGUGUAUGAUACUACAAAGUAUUUGAAAAGUUUGUGAGGAAUCUGAA
Molecule: messenger RNA, 1031 nt
Organism: Chenopodium quinoa (quinoa)
Lineage: Eukaryota; Viridiplantae; Streptophyta; Magnoliopsida; Caryophyllales; Amaranthaceae
Product: ubiquitin-conjugating enzyme E2 variant 1D-like
Exons: 4
Coding region: 149-589 (146 amino acids)
Biological process (GO): protein K63-linked ubiquitination; DNA damage tolerance
Cellular component (GO): nucleus
Source: RefSeq, a predicted model, not a curated record